Molecule: messenger RNA, 1834 nt
Organism: Lates calcarifer (barramundi perch)
Lineage: Eukaryota; Metazoa; Chordata; Actinopteri; Centropomidae
Product: NACHT, LRR and PYD domains-containing protein 1 homolog
Exons: 7
Coding region: 138-1229 (363 amino acids)
Source: RefSeq, a predicted model, not a curated record
CAAAGUACUUUCGACCAAGGUACAUCCGUCCCUUAUUUUAUCUUGGCAAAGAUAAGGCUGCGAGCAGAAUCAUCCCAACAAAAUUAGAACACUUUUUGCUGGAGAAUGAGGAUGCAACAGUGGAUCUCAUUAACAACAUGAUGAGCAAGGAUAAGAUUUUCAGAGAUCUGAGGCUCCAAGAAAAUCUCCUCAAAUUUCAUGGAGUAGUCAAAAAGUACAGCCUAUUUACAACUAUAGGAGGCAUGGAGAUCAAGGUGAAAGCACACAAGCGAGACAGCCUGUGGUUUCCCCGUGAAGUUUCCUUUUACCUUGGAUUCACCAUCAGAGGUCUGCUAGCCUUUGGCAUCCAGACAAAGCCCAGUGAAAAUAGGCCUCCAAAACGCUGUGCAUCUUGUGGCAGCGACAUGGCAGAGAGCAAAACUGACUCUUGUAAGUGGACCGCAGCUACACCUAAAAGAACAACACUAAAUCAUGCCCCAACCUAUAGCUUUCAGUCUGAAGCAGGACAAUUCCAAUGCAGUGUGUCUGGCCUACGUUGGGUUUGUAAGAAAAAGGUCAGCUUCAUGUACCAGUUUAGAUCUUGGGAGGAACACAAGCAGAAGCUGGACCUGGUGCAUUGCUCACCAGGAGGUCCCCUACUGGACAUUAGAGUCACUGAUGGAGAGUUCGAUGAAGUGCAUCUCCCACACUGGAUCUGUAUAGAUGGUUUCUCUACAGUUUCUGACAAGUUUGCAGUUCUACACAACGACACGUUCGGAAACUUUCUAGAACAAGUGUCUGAUGCCACAUCAAGACAUGUCAAGUUAUUCCACCCCAACUUCUCUACACAUGGAGUCCUCAGAAGAGCUGGAUUUCCAGUGAAAGCUCACUGCAAUGUGUUGAUUUAUCAGACCAAGAAGGCGCCCCCUACAUUACACGUUUAUCUGAUCCCAUGUGAUCCUGCUCUACAACAGGAAGUGGAGCAAAUGGAAAGGACCAGUGGAUCUUGCAUUAUCCAGAAGCCAAACCCACAGAAGUCCCUGAAAAUUCUGGGUUCUUUCAUCCUCAGAACUGACGCAAAAACUGCAGACAUUUCUCCUGCUGAAAUAAAACUUGGACAUGAACGUGGAAUACCAUGUUUCUUUAUGGUACUCCUUAAGAAGACAAACAGGGACUUCACGCUCACACUGGGAGAUAAAGAGGAGGACCUAUGGUCCUGUACAAUUUCAAGAGAUGAAUAUCAAAACUAAAACAGAGGAGAUAGGCAUGAUCAGCAGGUAACACAAGAUGGGAUAAGAAACUUGACAUCAUCAUCAUCAUCUGUAUAUCAUCAUUUAUAGGCCAUCAGUACCUGCAUCUAUUUGGUGGUUUAUUUUAUAUCUAGGGCUCUAGAUUUUAGCAUUACCUUUUAUGUAAUUAUGAGAUAUAUGAAACUAUAAGAAGCAACAUGCAAACAAAGGAAAAAAUGUAUUCACAAUGUAACACAAUUGCCUUUUUGUAAUCUUAUUGAGAGUAUGAUUUUAUAACUGACAGCCAGCUGAUAUAUAUUUUUUUAAAAUUAAUCUCUAUGUUUUGUAUAAUGGCCAAUUCAUUAAGUAAAGUAUGUUAUGGCUGGUGGGCCAUAGCUGUCCUUUAUAUUUACUAUGAUAUGACAUGUCUUCUAGCUAUGGUUCAGACAUAGGAUAUGUUGCUUAUACAACUAUGUGCCUUGUGAUUAUAAACUCACGUUAUCCAAGUUACUUUUUAGACCAUAUAUACUCUACAUUUUCUGUGUUUCUUUGUCAUUCUUUCUGGUUGCAUGAGCAGAGUGUAUCACGGUGCAAAUAAAGUGCCUUCCUAAAGAACUGAUCGACUC